AUGUCCGAAUCAUCAGGUAUCCCAACCUACACAUCUGCGCCUGUGAAUCAAAACCAGAAAGAAGAAGACACCACCGCAGUCAAACCCCAGCCUCAACCCGCCACCGCAAUCGAGUCCUCUACAACUACAGCUCCCCAACCUGCAACAACCUCAGCUACAGCCACUGCACCGUCAUAUUCCCCCAUAUACGCAACAACACAGAACGCCCCGGCAUUGCCUGGCGCCGCAGCAAGCCUGCCAACUCCAACAGCAGCUCCUCAACCUCCAGGCAACCUCCAGGCAACCCCAACGACCACACUCCCCUCUGCAACUUCUCAAUCACCACCAGCGCCUCAACCAGGUGCGUUCCCAACUCCCGGAGCAGGAGCCACACCCACAGCUACCUCAUCAAUCCCCCCACCCCCCAAGGCAGGCGAAUCAAUCUCGCCCUUGCACUCCGCGCCCCAGCCCGCAGGCGCAUCUCAAACACCGUAUUCGCAAUCAUACGCCUACCAGCGCCAUCCAUCAGUAUCACACGGAGCUAUUCCAAACUCUACCUCGUCUCCGUAUUCGACUGUGUACAGCGGUUCCUCGGAAGGGGGCUCACGUUCACAUGGACUGCCUACGUACCAGAGUAACAGCAGUGGGGGUGGAGCAGGCAACAUCUUCCCUGAUGAGGAGCCUGGAAUCAUGAAUGUGGCGAAGGGUUGGAUGCAGAGUGCUGGGGAGAAGUUGGCUGAGGUAGAAGCGGAGGUUUGGAAGAGGAUUAAUGAUGCCCAUGGGAAAUAA
Molecule: messenger RNA, 768 nt
Organism: Penicillium pulvis
Lineage: Eukaryota; Fungi; Ascomycota; Eurotiomycetes; Eurotiales; Aspergillaceae
Exons: 1
Coding region: 1-768 (255 amino acids)
Source: RefSeq, a predicted model, not a curated record